CUAGCAACAUGAGUCUAGAUAAAUCGGCAUCCCAUACUUGAAUAUUCCAGGCGCAAGCUGAAAGCAGAACUUUAUAAAACAUGCCUUCCCGCUCGCGCUUCCACCCGCUACUCCAAUCACAAAUGCAGGGCUGAUCAACUGACCAUCCUGCGUGUACCAAGGGAAUCUUGAUGCAUGCAACAGUGAGAACGGACGGCGUAGAGGCUACCCUAGUGAUGAUAAAUGCUUAAGCGUACCUGCCAUGCGAUCGUAGGACAAUAUUCUUGAGACCGUAAGGCUCAAUGACAACCCCCAAGGGUCGUCCUACAGUUGCAGUAGCUUGUUCCGACAUCAAGCUGACUGAAUGGAGCCCGACCUGGCGCUUAAAUAAAUCAUUGAGGGACGGAGGUUUCCGCCACGAGCAACCAGUGCGUUUGCCAGUCUAUGUUGAGAGCGACCACUUUCUUCUCUAAGAACUCUGAUGCUCUCCUCAAAUCCGUGGUCUCAACUAUCCAAUGCUCACAUGGCUCAAAUGUAGCAUAUUGCGUUCCUGCAAACCUCCCAACCGACCACUUGUCAUCCUUGGUGACUCAUUUAUCGAAGUCGGGUCGCCACACUGCUGGUUGCAUCGCUGCACCGUUUCCUUCGGGACUCGGCCAAUACAGUUGUUCUGUACUCGAGAUGUCCACCAGCAUCUCAUCGCCUUUUGUGUCCAACGUGCCUGGAAGGCCUACGGUGCAAGUGGGCCGAUAUCAUCACAUGCACACCAACCGGCACCAGAAGUCAGAUGAAGCGUGGCAGAGAAAAAUGGACCAGACCUUAUCAGGAAAGCAGGACAGGACUGGGCCGGACGUCACUAGCUAUCUAGAACCAGAUACUUCUGUUCCCCCUGGUUUGAAACAUUUACAGAAUAAAAGGACAAUAUUCUUCUUUACAGACCUUCAGUCGGAAGGAUUGAUAUCUUUAUUGGAUCGCCACUUUCUAAAUUACAAUAAGUUUGGCCUCGUAGCUAGCUCCACUCCAUUCAUCACUGGCCGUCCAGUGACUAUGUUUCGAAAUCUCAAAAUCGUAUCCGAGGGCGCUGUCGGGUUUUCCAUCUCUAAUGAUUCGUAUCUCGUGGCUCAAGGCUGUGAUGGCCUUGAAGCAGUAGGGCCACCUUUCAAAGUAACAGGGACGCAAUCUAACCUCAUUCACUCUCUGAACGACAAGAAUCCAACAGCACUUUUGCUCAAUGAAUUGUCUGUGACGAACUCAAACGCUGUUAACUCCCAUUUUGAUCCCAGAGAUGUCGACUAUAUGGUCGGGGUGCUCACCCCAGACAACACCGUCGUUAGGAUUUCAAGAAUCACUGCGGGGGAUCCUAAACGAGGGGCCUUAUCCUUAGACGCUGAAUCCGCCCCCGCCCUAGGGACACCCGUCCAGUUCUUCAGGAGGCGAAGUGAAGAAGGAUAUGGACAUGCACGAGGUUCGCCUGUCGACAAGAUGACGAAGCAUUCAGUCGUGGGUCCUUCAACGUUGCUUUCCCCGGUGGCGGAAUUGGGCUAUUUCACCGUUGAUGACGAACUGGGUCACACAGCACCCAGUGCUGAUACCGAAUCAAGCGUGACAAUCGUCAAUGACCGUUUUUUCCAUGCAAGCGAGAACGGAUUCUUUUCAAACUUUGAUCCUCUCAGUCCGGACAUAUCCCAACGCAUCUGGAAACAUUCCGUUGCUGGGUCAUGGGCCAGAGUUGGUCUCAUUUCAUGAGGAUGCCCUUCCAUGAUAUCUCCCCUUUAAUCGGGGGUUUAAUCUCCUCAAUGGGGGCCUUCAUA
Cantharellus anzutake is the source of this 1790-nucleotide messenger RNA. RefSeq lists its product as uncharacterized. Lineage: Eukaryota; Fungi; Basidiomycota; Agaricomycetes; Cantharellales; Hydnaceae. The coding region runs from base 424 to 1725 and encodes 433 amino acids. The record is from RefSeq and is a predicted model, not a curated record. The transcript is spliced from 6 exons.